AUGGCAGAAAUUAUAGCUAAGGAAGCCAACAGUGCAUUUUCUGUAUUGAAAACAUUAAGUGACGAUGAAAGAUCGGGAGCUUUACACCAAAUAUAUCAAGGUUUAAAGGAUAAGAAAGAUGAGAUCUUAAAAUUUAAUAAGAUAGAUUUGGAUAAUGCUAGUAAAAAUAACUUAUCAUCAAGUUUAAUCAAGAGAUUAGAUUUAAGUACGGGUGGUAAAUUCGAUAGUAUGUUAGAAGGAAUCUUAGAUGUAGCUAAAUUACCUGAUCCUAUUGGUAAAUGUACCUUAGCUAAGAAAUUAGAUGAAGGUUUAAACUUAUAUAGAGUAACUGCACCUAUUGGAGUUUUAUUGAUUAUUUUUGAAAGUAGACCUGAGGUUAUUGCCAAUAUUACAGCCCUUGCUAUCAAAUCAGGGAAUUCUGCUAUAUUAAAAGGUGGUAAAGAAUCAUAUCAAACUUUUAAGAUUAUGAGUGAUAUAGUGAAUGAAGUAUUAAAUGAUAAAACUAAAGUUCCAAAAGAUGCUAUCAAAUUGAUUGAAAGUAGAGAGGAAGUUGGUGAUUUAUUAUCUCAAGAUAAAUAUAUUGAUUUAGUUAUUCCAAGAGGUUCAAAUCAAUUAGUUCGUAAUAUUAAAGAAAACACAAAGAUUCCUGUUUUAGGACAUGCUGAUGGUAUUUGUUCAAUAUUUGUUGAUGAAUCCGCUGAUAUUGAAAAAUCAGUUAAAGUUAUAGUUGAUUCCAAGACUAAUUAUCCUGCUGGAUGUAAUGCUGUUGAACAAUUAUUAAUUCAUGAAAAGGUGGCCAAUGAUGAUGCUAAAUUACAGAAAAUCUAUCAAGGAUUGAAGAAUGCUGGUGUCACUAUGCAUGCCACUUCAGAAAUCAAAGGUUUAUUACCAAAUGAAUCAGUAGUUGAUGCUGAUGAUAAAUGUUUCGAUACUGAAUAUUUAUCAUUAGAUAUAACCGUUGCCACUAUAAAAUCUUUAGGGGAUGCUAUUACUCAUAUAAAUAGUCAUUCUUCCAAACAUACUGAUUGUAUUAUGACGGAAUCUAAAGAAAAUGCCGAUAAAUUCUUGAAAGGUAUUGAUUCUGCUGGUAUUUAUUGGAAUUGUUCAACUAGAUUCGCUGAUGGUUUUAGAUAUGGAUUUGGAACUGAAGUCGGUAUCAGUACUAAUAAAAUUCAUGCCAGAGGACCUGUCGGAUUAGAAGGUUUGAUGAGUUAUCAAUAUCAAUUACGUGGAGAUGGUCAUAUUGCAAGCCAAUAUAAAGGAGCUGGUGGUGAUAAAGUAUUUGUUCACGAAGAUUUAGAUAUGAACGUUAAACUUUAA
This is a messenger RNA of Yamadazyma jaroonii, 1320 nucleotides long. The record is from the annotation of a GenBank genome assembly. Lineage: Eukaryota; Fungi; Ascomycota; Pichiomycetes; Serinales; Debaryomycetaceae.